Molecule: messenger RNA, 5130 nt
Organism: Periconia digitata
Lineage: Eukaryota; Fungi; Ascomycota; Dothideomycetes; Pleosporales; Periconiaceae
Source: the annotation of a GenBank genome assembly
CUAACUACGUGCAGACAUUGUUCCUGGUUGACUAAUCUUGAUCCUGAUGGGAGCGCCAAGCGACAACUCAGCCUGAACUCCGCAGUCUCAACCUUCAUCGUCCCUCACUCCAUCUUCAACGACACGUUGAAGCAACUCAGUCUCGAUCUUCGCGCUUUGCGUGAGUACUCGCUACAAGUGGACAUAGGGCUUCCUUGUCGUUCUACUGUGCGUCGAGCAGUUCGAAAUUAUGCAAUACUCGCUACCGUUCAAUGCAUCGUUCAACGUGAGAUUUACGUCCCAAACGCGCAAACCCAGCAAUUCAUGUAGCAAUUCAACAACUUGCUGGAAUAUGGGCACCAAGUUGUGUGAAGCGCUUGGUGGAGACUCCAUUGGAAGUGAUGGGGCUGAUUAUACCUGACCGCCGCCCGUGGGUAGCCUUUGUUUGCUACUUCAAUGCAGCUUACAAUGCAUAUUCCGAUGCCACAUAUCCUCUCUAGUACGCACUGCAAAGGUUAACGUGUGAUACUUCAUGCAAAGAGCCCUUCAAGAACUCAAUGAUAUCUUCAUCUUCCCCACGCGUCAUUUUCCAGCUUCUCCGCUGAACAACAUGUAAAAGGCAUGUCGCACCUGGUACCCCACGCGAUUUAUCCAUUUUCGUAACAUCUUGGAAACCCUCAAGCAAACCGUGUCCUGUGGGGAAAGCACCAUGUGCUGGCAGGCACACCGCUUAUCAUGCCGCUCUAUACGAAAGCGAAAGCCACAUUUCCAUACCCAUAGCAGCAAUGGCAUCGAGUACCACUUUGCUACAGCAUUUGCGCGAUGAUGAUGUUACGAUACAGUCGCGGUCAUCACUUCCCACAGUGAGGGCGCUAGAGAAAUCGUUAUCAGCGCGUUUGCCAAGACCUACUCUCGGUAACAGCGACAAACAAAAUCAGCUCCUACACAUUCGAAUGGCGUUCAAUGUUCCUCGGCUUCGUCUCAAAGUUGCCCGGGAUUUUUCUCUAUAUGCCUUGUACUCGCGAAAAUCUAGAAUUCAGGACCUGACGUGUUGGCGUUGCGAGCCGAUAGCACGUCAUCGGGAGAAGCGCACAACACUCACUAGUACCAGGAAAAUCCAGGCGGGCCAAGAUCUCCACGUUGCGAUCACUGGUCGAACGUCCCAACACUCUGCCGUCGCGUCGAUUCCAUUAGACAUCUCGGCCCUGCUAUUCGUUUGCUCGGGUAGUAUAUACGUCAACCGUCAUGUCGGCGGACGUCCCUCACCCUGAUCUUUCCUCAACCUUCCAGAAAAUGUCCAUCAUUGACACCACCAAGGAUCUUUCUGCGCUUUUCACACAGCAAGCAAAGGAGACCCCAGAUGCAAUCGCUUUAGAGGAUCUAGGUCAUUCCUACACCUAUGCGGAGCUCCACGAAAGGGUCGUUGAACUGGCCGAACGGCUCCGAAGCCAUGGGGUUGGCCGCGAUAGCCUUGUCGGCGUACUUUUACCCCGGUCAGCUGACUACGUGAUUGCGUGUCUUGCCGCUCUUCACGCUGGCGGUGCAUUUCUCGUCCUAGAACUAGCAUACCCAGCCGAUCUUCUUGCCGACGUGCUAGAUGAUGCUCGCCCCGCAGUCGUUGUCACUGUGCGUGCGGAAGUUGGCAAGAUAAAAGCACGUGUACCUCUCAUCACCAUUGACGACGAGUCGUUCAGUUCCAAAGGCCAUCUGGACAAGAAUGAUUACCCUCCCCUGCCAUCCGAGACAGACUUGGACAGGCUCUGCUUUGUCGCCUACUCGAGUGGAACAACAGGGAAGCCAAAGGGUAUCGCAAACCCGCACCGAGCAGCAGUGCUUUCCUACGACCUGCGAUUUCAGCUGUCCGAUCUCAAGCAGGGCGAUCGUGUAGCAUGCAACGUCUUCUUCGUUUGGGAAAUACUUCGGCCAUUGUUACGAGGCGCAACGGUGGUGGCGGUGCCGGAUGAAGCCAGCUACGACCCUCCCGCUCUGGUUGAUCUGCUCGCGUCGAAGAAAAUAACUGAGACCUUGUUCACCCCAACAUUGUUCGCUGCUAUCCUCUCCCGCCACCAGGCUCUUGGACAACGCCUUCCGAAUAUCAAAACUGUGUGGCUCAAUGGCGAAGUGGUGACCACGGAUCUUGCCCGACGCGCGCUCAAGACUCUCUCAAACAUACGUUUGCUCAAUUGCUACAGCGCCUGUGAAACCCAUGAAAUUGCCUGUGGUGACAUUAAAGAUAUGCUCGGAAAGAUUGGCCAAGACGCCAUCUACUGUCCAGUAGGACCUCCUUUGAUAGACACAAAAUAUGUCUACAUUCUCGACGAAAGUGGCCAGAAGGUGGAAAUAGGAACACCCGGAGAACUGUUCAUCGGUGGCCAUCUCCUUGCGCGUGGAUACCUCAACCUUCCCGAUACUACAGCCAAAGUCUUCACACCAAACCCUUUCAGCUCCAAGACGGGUGCUAGAAUGUACAGAACUGGCGACAAGGCUCGUUUGCUGCCUUCUGGAUUGCUGGAAAUUACCGGCCGCGUGGGUGCUAUGAUCAAACUUCGUGGGUACUCGGUUGUCCCUGGCAAAGUCGAGAAUGCCGUCACAACCUAUCUCGCUGCAGUUCGCUGUGCCGUCACUACGUAUGGUGAAGGCCUUGACCGACAAUUGGUCGCCUAUUUUGUUCGCGAUAAAGAAGUAUCUACAGAGCGCCCUGCGAUCGAGAUUGAUAGUGAGGGUCACAGUAUUUCUUCUCGCCAAUUUCUCCGGACAUAUCUUGCUCAUUACAUGAUCCCACAUAUCUGGAUUGAGAUGGAUGAGCUGCCCACAAAUGACGUUUCCGGAAAGGUCGAUCUCAAACAACUCCCUUCUCCCAAAACAAGGACCUCGUCGCCCAAUGGCGCGCGCGCUACCUACGAGCAAGACGCCAUCACUAUCGAACAAAUCGCCGAGAUCUGGUCAUCGAUAUUAGGCCUGAAACCGAGUUCCAUUACUCCCGAAUACAACUUCUUCGAUCUUGGUGGACAUUCACUAUCCCUCGCCGAUUUGGCUGCGCGCUUGUCGAAUACCUUUGGUCUCAAGAUUCCCGUUGCCCGGCUUGCUGACCCUGCCACACUUAAUGGACACUUGGACGUCGUUCGCUCUGUGAGGGAAGGCCACACGGCUGCUAUUCAAGCUGACCUUCCAGCAAUACUGCGGGCUGAUGCUGUUCUCGACAAAGACAUCCAACCAUCUUCCGCCAAGUUCAAUGCCCUCAAAGAUGCGAAUACGAUCCUGCUGACUGGUGUGACUGGUUUCUUGGGACCCUUUUUGCUUCGUGAUCUGCUGGACACCACAAAUGCCAAAAUCAUUUGCAUGGUUCGCUUCGGCGACGCAUCGCAGGAAGAACGCCCCGGUGGCGUUGCAAGAAUUCGUAGGAAUCUUCUGGAUUUUGGUCUUUGGAGCGAUGCCAUCAUGGAAAGAGUUGAAGUUCUGCCCGGCAAUCUUUCCCGCAGGCGCUUCGGUAUGGCGCCUGAUGCCUUUGGCGAGCUCGCUAGUCGCGUGGAUGUGAUUGUUCACGCUGCUGCCACGGUCAAUCUCGUGUACCCAUAUGCAGCCCUGCGCCUGCCUAACGUGAUAGGAACGAAAGAAAUUCUGCGGCUAGCAUGCAAAGCGGGAGCAACAUUGCAAUAUGUCUCCACGAAUGGUGUGCUGCCUCCAGCGCAGGGACAGCAAGGCUGGCCAGAAGAUGCUAUCCUGAACGUCGAUGACGUGCCUACCAAGCUUGCCGAUGGUUACGGGCAAACUAAAUGGGUAGCGGAGCAGCUUGUUCUCGAGGCUGGCCGUAGAGGUUUGCCUGUCAAAGUGCAUCGAGCAGGCACUAUAAGCGGACACAGCGAAACUGGUGCCUCUAAUGCCUGGGAUCUUCUGACAGCACUCAUUGUCGAAUCGAUCCGAAUCGGCUACUAUGCCGACGUCAAGGGGUGGCGCGCAGAAAUGACGCCCGUCGAUUUCGUUAGCAAAGCUAUCAUACACUUAGGCAACCAAACUGAUGUGGAUCAAGUCAUCUUCCACCUCGGAGACCCAACCCCUGUCGAUAUCAGUACAGUAUUCGACGAGCUUAACAAGUUGGGAUAUCCUACGCAGCCAGUGGAAUUCAGCAAGUGGAUCGAGCUAUGGGAUGACAAGCGUGGCUCUGCUAAGGGCGGAGACGGAGCGUUCACCAUUGACAUAUUACGCAGCGGUAUGCCAAGUAUUGAGUUUUUGAGAGACAUAGUAGUCCUCGACAACGCGAAGACCAGGCCUUUCCGUGCCGCAGUGGAACGACCCAAGGUGGACCAAGUUCUUCUGGAGACAUACACCCGCCAUUGGUAUGCCCGAGGCUGGCUCCCAAAACCCCCCACGUCUCAAAAUGCCUCGGGAGGCUCAGGACAGCUUCCUCGACGAGGCCCACUCUACGGCAAGGUUGCUGUGGUUAUGGGCGCCUCUUCUGGGAUUGGUGCCGCGACAGCAACAGCUCUAGCAAGAGAAGGAUGCCACGUAGCGCUAGCUGCACGUCGUAUCGACGCACUUGAAAACCUCAAGAAGCGAAUGGUCGUCCGUGAAGGCAAAGUCCUUUGCCAAAAAACCGACGUCACUGAUCGAGCCCAAGUUGCAGCUCUGGUCAGCACAGUAGAGAAAGAUCUGGGGCCUAUCGACAUUUUCAUCUCCGUAUCAGGAGUGAUGUACUUCACGAUGAUGAAGAACAUCCAAACCGAGGAGUGGGAUCGCACGGUUGAUGUCAACUGCAAAGGCCUGCUCAACGUCAUCUCUUCCGCCGUACCUCCCAUGCUUUCACGCGGCAAAGGCCAUCUCGUGGCAAUUUCUUCAGACGCCGGACGGAAAGUCUUCCCUGGACUCGGCGUCUACUCUGCCAGCAAGUUCUUCGUUGAGGCUACUCUGCAGAGUCUGCGUCUUGAAACCGCAGGCACGGGUUUGCGUGUCACAGCCGUGCAGCCUGGCAACGUAGCCACUGAUCUACUAGGCAUGUCGACAGACAAGGAGGCACUGGAGAAAUUCGGUGAACCAUCUGGAGCAAAAGUGCUAGAUCCUGAAGACGUUGCGAACUCGAUUGUCUAUGCCCUGAAGCAGCCCGAGCAUGUUGCUGUCAACGAGGUCUUGAUCGAGCCUCGCGACGAGCCCAUCUAG